GGCGACAAGCUGCGCCGUGUUCGACCACCGUCGUACGCUUCAUCUUUCUGUCACUUCUGCCUGUUCCUGAGCAGAGCGGGCCCGAGACGACUUAUCUCACCGUCUGUGAACUUGCUCUAUCGUCAGAUCGUGACUUGUAGUCACAGCCUAAGCUCGCCGAACGCCCGCCAUAAAGGGCUUGCCGUCCCCACGGACCGCAUACACCUUCACUUGGACCGCAGGCACCUUCAGCUUGCGUCUCUCCUCUUGCAAAAGGGUCUCUCUUGUCUUGCACACACACUCGUCAGCCAGCUUCUUAACGAAAUUUAGGCGCUACGUAAGUGUGCGGUCGCACGUCUCGCAACCGUCAGGAUGCCUACCGUAAUGCCCCCCAUGCCCAACAAAGAGGACUCUCAGGCAACAUGGAAGUACCUCGAGGUUGGCGUGGAGAAGAUCAUGAUGGAGCUGCAGGAGGGCAUGGAUAUGAAAACCUACAUGGGCUUGUACACUGCCAUCCAUAACUUCUGCACGGCGCAAAAGGGUGUUUCCUCCGGAGGCUUUUCCUCACACAACAGAGGCGGAGCUCAUCUCCUCGGCGAGGACCUCUACAACCACCUGAUCGCUUACCUACAGAACCACCUGCACAGCGUGCAGGCCAAGUCGACCGGGCACAUGGAUGAGGCGCUUCUCAAAUUCUACAUCAAGGAAUGGAAGCGGUACACCACGGCUGCCACGUACAACAACCACUUGUUUCGGUACUUGAACCGCCACUGGGUGAAACGGGAGAUGGACGAGGGCAAGAAGAACAUCUACGACAUCUAUACUCUGCACCUAGUAAGAUGGAAGGAGGACAUGUUCAUGGCCACCCACGAAAAUGUGAUGACUGCCGUGCUUCGACUUGUCGAACGACAACGCAAUGGUGAGACGAUCGAGCAAGGGCAGAUCAAGUCUGUGGUCGAUUCGUUUGUUUCUCUUGGUCUAGAUGACUCGGACUCCACCAAACGUACCCUUGACGUGUAUAAACAGUACUUUGAGCAACCAUUCCUAGAAGCAACCAAGGCCUACUACGCCCGAGAGUCUAAGCAGUUCUUGGCAGAGAAUUCGGUCGUGGAGUACAUGAAGAAGGCCGAGGAACGAUUGGACGAAGAGAAGCAGCGCGUUGAGAUGUAUCUGCUUAGUGAGAUCCUCGGCCCGCUCAACCGCACGUGUGAAGAGGCAUUGAUCAAGGAGCAUUCGCUCAUUCUACGGGAAGAGUUCCAGGCUUUGCUCGAUAAUGACCGCGUUGAAGAUCUCGGUCGCAUGUAUAAGCUUCUGUCACGAAUACCGGAAGGUCUCGAUCCGCUUCGCGCCCGCUUCGAGACGCACGUCCGCAAGUGCGGUCUUGCGGCGGUUGAGAGGAUUGCCGUGGACGGCGAUGACCUGGACCCCAAGGUCUACGUACAAGCUCUAUUGGAAGUUCAUACCAAGUACCAGGAUCUAGUGAAUACUGCCUUUGCGGGGGAGUCUGAGUUCGUACGAUCUCUUGACAAUGCCUGUAGAGAGUUUGUAAACCGCAACAAGGUUUGCAAGACCGGUUCGUCGCGAUCUCCAGAACUACUUGCCAAAUAUGCCGAUCGUCUCCUCAAAAAGUCCGAUCGCACCAUGUCCGAGGAAGAUGACAUGGACAAGUCGCAAGUGGAAAUUAUGACCAUAUUCAAGUACAUCGAGGAUAAGGACGUGUUCCAGACAUUCUAUUCGCGAAACCUUGCUAAGCGCCUUGUCAACACAAUAUCCGCUUCAGAUGACGCCGAGACAAGCAUGAUCUCGCGUCUGAAGGAGGCCUGCGGCUUCGAGUACACGAACAAGCUUCAGCGCAUGUUCCAAGACAUUCAGACGUCGAAAGAUCUCAAUGCUUCCUACAAGGACUGGUGCAACAAGACCUUUGAUGAGGCUGAAAUCAAGGGUUUCGUCGAUGCAUCUUACCACAUCCUUGGAACUGGUUUCUGGCCUCUCAACCCCCCGGCAACUCCGUUUAUUCCACCAGAGGUUCUUCAGAAGACAAUGGAGCGUUUCUCCAUGUUCUACAAUGAGAAGCAUCAAGGUCGCAAGCUCAACUGGCUGUGGCAGCUGUCCAAGGGUGAGAUCAGAGCGAAUUAUACCAAGUCUGCGCAGAAGAUUCCGCACACAUUCCUUGUCUCCACCUAUCAGAUGGCUAUACUUCUUGCCUUCAACGACGGUGAUACACAAAGCUAUCAACAACUUGCCGAAGUCACCAAACUGAACAAGGAAACUCUUGACCCAUGCAUCGGUGUCUUCCUGAAAGCUAAGGUGUUGACAGCCUCGGACGACCAGAACGCGCCAACGACGACAUUCACACUAAACCCGGGCUUUAAAAAUAAGAAGCUGAAGGUCAACUUGAAUAUCGGGAUCAAGUCCGAAAAGAAGGCUGAAGUUGAAGAGACACACAAGACCAUUGAGGAGGAUCGCAAGAUGUUGAUUCAGUCCGCUAUCGUACGUAUCAUGAAAUCGCGGAAGCGCAUGAAGCACACACUUCUCGUUACCGAGACCAUCCAGCUUAUCAAGAGCCGGUUCACUCCAAAGGUCGGAGACAUUAAGAAGUGUAUUGACAUGCUUAUUGAGAAGGAAUAUCUGGAGCGCUUAGAGGCUGAUGAGAUGGGAUAUGUGGCCUAAAUACUGACACGAACGGAAUUGACUUCACCACGAGCCCAACCGCUCGUUCAUCACCAUGCCUAUGCCUUACCCGUUCGCUAUUUACUGGGUACGAAAAAUCCUUGUCCCAGCCCAUAGGCGUGAGGGAUAUCCGCUUUUCAUUUUGCGCGGUGGGGCAUUGACGCUGUCGUUCUACUAUAUAACGAUCAUAGUUGUUGGGAACGGGACGAAUUGGAACGGGAGGGAAGUGGUAGGCGCACGUAUGCAUAUUAGUUGGACCAGGGUUUCAUCAUCAUCGAUAGAUCAUGAGUAGACAAACAAAAUUUUGUUUUCUGCUG
This is a messenger RNA of Verruconis gallopava, 2966 nucleotides long. RefSeq lists its product as uncharacterized. The coding region runs from base 352 to 2649 and encodes 765 amino acids. The transcript has 2 exons. NCBI's taxonomy places the organism in Eukaryota, Fungi, Ascomycota, Dothideomycetes, Venturiales, Sympoventuriaceae. The record is from RefSeq and is a predicted model, not a curated record. Gene Ontology annotation, biological process: protein ubiquitination; SCF-dependent proteasomal ubiquitin-dependent protein catabolic process. Gene Ontology annotation, molecular function: ubiquitin protein ligase binding. Gene Ontology annotation, cellular component: SCF ubiquitin ligase complex.